Molecule: messenger RNA, 1352 nt
Organism: Somion occarium
Lineage: Eukaryota; Fungi; Basidiomycota; Agaricomycetes; Polyporales; Cerrenaceae
Source: the annotation of a GenBank genome assembly
GCGUCUUGAUGGAUUUUACAACUCCUCCGACAUUCACGGCGCUGGACUUAUCUGAGUCUGAGGAUUAGCAAGAAACCGCAAGAAGCGACUCGAGAAUGCUCCGAUAGCGAGGUCAUUCAUAUUCAAUCUAGGGCGUCACAGGUGAUAUAUAUGCUGUGCGCGUCUCUCAUCGCCCUGUGCUUGGAAUACUCUUGUCAAAGGCACAUAAGCCGGAAAUUACAUCUGCGGAGGGUUCACCCUUAACUUUGAUUCAUCAUCUCUCGACACCUCUCAGUUUCUGUACCAAAAGCAACACAAGGAACUCUCCGAAGCAUUACAUCCUCAUAUCCGAUGUCACUACACCACAGUGCCAGUCACCACUCGCAGUACCGCCCUCAUUCUGCUAGACCUAUUAAUCAAAGCAUAUCCUAUGGCGGACAACCGGGGUACGGUGGGCAGUCAGGAUAUAGUGGUGGACAGUAUGCUCCGCCACAAUAUGUGCCCCAGGGACCCCCUCCAGGGGCGGAUCCUCAGUUGUGGCAAUGGUUCUCUGCGGUCGACACCGAUCGGUCAGGCGCGAUUACCGUGAAUGAGUUGCAGGCUGCGCUGGUGAAUGGAAAUUGGACGAGAUUUGAUCUGGAUACGGUGAAGAUGUUGAUGAACAUUUUUGACACGGAUAGGAGCGGAACGAUAGGGUUCGCAGAGUUCGCCGGGCUAUGGAAGUACGUCGCAGACUGGCAGAACGUCUUCAAACACUUUGAUCGCGACCACUCGGGAUCUAUAGACGGCCUUGAACUUGCGCAAGCGUUACGGAGCUUUGGCUAUAACCUGUCGCCAACUAUUCUCGCUCUUGUUGAGCAGAAAUAUGCAUCGGGACCUACCGGUGGUUACGGUCCACCACCGGGGAUCACUUUCGACCGCUUCGUGAGGGCGUGUGUUGUGGUGAAGACACUAUCAGAGGCAUUCCAACAACAAGACUCUGAUAGAGAUGGGUGGAUAACGAUCAAUUACGAACAGUUCAUGAAGAUUGUGCUGGCGGCCCCGUGAAAUGACCACGACGUAUAUCCCCUGCCAUGCCAUGCCAUGCCAUGCAAUUUACCCUCACUGGUCUAUUUUAUUUUUUAUGCUACGAACCUUCACGUUGUAUUUGUACCACAUCCACCGCCGUAAUGUCUCAAUACUGCCUUUCAAUUUGAUGAAAGGAUAAGACUAUUGGUUGCGAUGAUGACAUUAUCGGCUGCUUCGCGAUCGACGUAGGCUCAAAACAGUGCUGUAGAUGUCUCAUGUGAAAGAUUGUUUCAUAUUUUGGAUACCUGGCUCAAGUUUACUCUAAAUGUAUGUUGAGCCAGCCCAAAAAUAUGCGUCAUUGGUCG